Messenger RNA from Cornus florida, 2403 nucleotides. Its product is annotated as protein CYPRO4. The coding region runs from base 175 to 2076 and encodes 633 amino acids. Gene Ontology annotation, cellular component: cytoplasm; nucleus. The record is from RefSeq and is a predicted model, not a curated record. NCBI's taxonomy places the organism in Eukaryota, Viridiplantae, Streptophyta, Magnoliopsida, Cornales, Cornaceae. Gene Ontology annotation, molecular function: protein binding. The transcript is spliced from 2 exons.
GCAAUAACCGGUAAGCAAACCUCACCCUCUCACAUCUCUCCUAUAAAAGAAACCCUAGUUUAAUAUCCCAUAUUUCUCUUCAUCUCUGAUCACAGAACUCCAGAAUUUUCUCGAACGGUAUAAUUCUCAAUUUCCAAUCUUUGCGAACCAAACAAGCUCUCAUAUUCGUCAGCAAUGGGGGCCUCACAGAGUCGAGAAGGAUUAAGCCUGUCAGAUUCAUCAGACUACGAAGACGACAGCGAAGACCAAUACGACGACGCAGAGGAACAAGAACAACAACCACUACCACAAAAGCCACAGAGCUCUUCAGGAACCAAAACCCUAGACGAGCUCGACUCCAAGCUCAAAGCUCUAAAACUCAAGUACCCUUCUCAGAGCCCUAAUUUCAAGAAUGCGGUCAAGCUUUACCUUCACAUAGGUGGCAACACUCCCAAAGCCAAAUGGGUCGUUUCUGAGAAACUCACAUCUCAUAAGUUCAUAAAGAGUUCCAGAAUCGACGGUGUGGAUGACGACGAUGAUGACGAUUUGGAGGACGAAUCGUGUUUCUGGGUUUUGAAGGUGGGGUCGAAAAUUCGAGCCAGGGUUUCGACGGAUUUGCAAUUGAAGAUGUUUGGGGAUCAGCGACGGGUAGAUUUUGUGUCGGGUGGGGUGUGGGCGCUGAAGUUCUUCGCUGACGAUGAGUAUCGGAGUUUUGUGACGAAGUUUCAGGAUUGUUUAUUUGAAAAUGUGUAUGGAUUGAAAGCAACGGAAGAGAGCAAGGUUAAGGUUUAUGGGAAGGAUUUUCUUGGGUGGGCGAAGCCAGAGGCCGCCGACGAUACGAUGUGGGAGGACGUAGAUGCCGGCGAGUGGAAGAGUCCUACGAAGACCCCGGUGAGGGGGAAUCAGGAUUUGUUGGAGGAGUUUGAAGAGGCUUCAACCGGGGGUGGAAUACAGAGCUUGGCAUUAGGGGCUUUGGAUAACAGUUUCUUGGUGAACCAAUCGGGUGUGCAGGUUGUGAAGAAUUUUAGCCAUGGAAUACAUGGAAAAGGUGUGUAUGUUAAGUUUGAUAGUGGUGGUUCUAAGGGUAGUUCAAGCUUGGGACAUUCGACGCCAAAGAAGGCCCUUUUGAUGAGAGGUGAAACUAAUAUGCUCCUUAUGAGUCCACUGAAGGAUGGGAAGCCCCAUUCAACAGGGCUUCAUCAAUUGGAUAUUGAGACAGGGAAGAUUGUUACUCAAUGGAAGUUUGAGAAAGAUGGAACUGAUGUUACAAUGAGAGAUAUCACAAACGAUACAAAGGGAUCACAGUUAGAUCAUUCGGAGUCUACAUUUUUGGGGCUGGAUGAUAAUAGGUUGUGCCAGUGGGAUAUGCGUGAAAGGAAAGGGAUGGUUCAGAAUAUUGCAGAUGCAAAUUCGCCAGUUCUGAAUUGGACACAAGGUCAUCAAUUCUCAAGAGGUACAAAUUUCCAGUGCUUUGCAACGACGGGUGAUGGUUCAAUUGUUGUUGGGUCUCUUGAUGGAAAGAUACGUUUAUACUCAAAGACUUCUAUGAGGCAGGCAAAGACUGCAUUUCCGGGUCUUGGUUCACCUAUUACUCAUGUCGAUGUUACAUAUGAUGGGAAGUGGAUACUGGGGACAACUGAUACAUAUUUGAUCCUUAUCUGUACCCUGUUCACUGACAAAGAUGGGAGGACGAAGACUGGAUUUAGUGGUCGAAUGGGGAACAAAAUCCCAGCUCCACGAUUGUUGAAGCUGACUCCUGUGGAUUCACAUAUGGCUGGGGCAGACAAUAGGUUGCACAAUGGCCAAUUCUCAUGGGUCACUGAGAGUGGGAAACAAGAGCGGCACCUAGUUGCAACAGUGGGCAAGUUCAGCGUCAUAUGGAACUUUCAGCAGGUGAAGAACAGUGGUCACAACUGCUACCAGAAUCAACAAGGUCUUAAGAGCUGCUAUUGUUAUAAGAUUGUUUUGAAGGAUGAAUCCAUUGUUGAGAGUCGGUUCAUGCACGACAAGUAUGCUGUUAGCGACUCUCCAGAAGCUCCGUUGGUUGUGGCGACCCCUAUGAAAGUUACUUCUUUCAGCAUGUCAGGCAAGCGGUGACUUGUGUGUAUGCAGGAUAGCUCCUACUUUGAACGUGGGCUCCUCAAGCACCUGUAUUUAGACUGUUUGUUUUAUUUUACGUUAUAGAUGUUAAUUGUUUGUUUAAUUUUACGGUAUAGAUGUUGAUUGUUUGAUUUGUUUUAGGUUUAUAGUGGAUGUUGUGUUCCCUUGUAUCUCCCAACCCCCUUUCAUGGUCCUAUGAUGGCAUUGAGGUAGGUUUAAAAUAAUGUGGUUUUCAGACGUUUCCUUGUGUGAACUUGUAUCAUGUGGUUGACAUCUUGGAAUUUGUGAAUAGAUUUAACAUGAUCGGGAGGGACGGUUGCAUCA